AUGAGGGACCGACUUUCGUGGUACAUGGUAUUCUUAAUUCUUCCAACAAUUUUAUUGGCUCGUUCACUUGACAAAGUCAAUGAAGCAAAUGAUAACAACACGGUAUCCAAUGUCACUGUCCAACUGGGAGGGACUGCAUUUUUGCACUGCAAAGUCCGCAAUAUUGGCGAGCGUUCCAUCUCCGAUGCCGAGAUAUCAUGGAUACGUCGUCGAGACUGGCACGUAUUGACGAGUUCUUUAUUCACCUACACAAACGACGAACGAUUCCAGGCACUUCAUCCGGAAGGCUCGGACGACUGGACACUACAAAUAAAAUAUGUUCAAGAGAGAGAUAAUGGGACGUAUGAAUGCCAGGUAUCAAGAAGCACAGGAAUAAUAUCACAUUUCGUGAAUCUAAACGUGGUGAUACCAGAGGCAUUUAUAUUAGGCAGCGAGGAGCAUCACGUCGACGUGGGUUCUAUAAUAAGCCUCGUAUGCAUAAUAGAAAAGAGCCCUACGCCUCCUCAGUAUGUGUUUUGGUAUCACAAUAAUCGGAUGAUAAAUUAUGAUACCGCGAGAGGAAGUGUCAGUGUACAGACAGAGCCAGGACCAACUCAAAGUCGUCUUACAAUUCAGCAAGCAGUUGAAACAGACUCGGGAAAUUAUACUUGCAGGGCUUCCAACACUAAGCCCGCUUCAAUCUUCGUCUUCGUAACAGAAGGUGACAAAAUGGCGGCAAUUCUACGCCGUAAAACGUCGUCCGGGGGAGAACGGACAUUAGGAGAGUUGAUACUGGCGUUGAUAAUAGCCAGUACCCUUUUAGUGCGAUAA
This is a messenger RNA of Cotesia congregata, 810 nucleotides long. Lineage: Eukaryota; Metazoa; Arthropoda; Insecta; Hymenoptera; Braconidae. The record is from the annotation of a GenBank genome assembly.